CGUGACUAUCGCUCAUAGCCACAAUGAAGCUACGCACGUCUAAGAUGCCAGAUGCCGGACAAAUAUUGACAUGUCAUCUAAGUUCAACGGGGAGCGGGAGCGGGAGCGGGAGCGGGAGCUGGUGCUUACUUCGUUAACGCCACCGAGGCCACGCAUAAGUUACGCUCCAGUACAGAAGUGCCUUGGGCUUACUGUAGCCUUUUCAGGCACGACCACGCUAGCCCCUCACCCUCGCCAAGAAGUAGGUACCCCUCAGCCCCUCUGCCCCUCCAUGCAUCUCACCAGCUUCGAUUCUUGUUUCUUGAGGCAGACGUAAUCAUUUAGGCUCAACAUUUCGUGUGUUAAGAAGAAGCUCAAUCGUCAGAAAUCAUAACUCUUCAAAUCUCGCAAGUCGACGAAACCUGUUCCUUCUCAGACUCAAUGGCAGCUUCAACAUUAGCACCACCAGCAGACAGUGAACUGUCGAGUACAGACCAAAAGCCAGACAUCAGCGCCAAAUACGACAUCCCAAAGCCAGAGCCUUUCAUUUCCUUCAACGCCCUCAAAGAUCGUAUCCGACACCAUUAUGAGCUUGCCUCGGACUACUACUUUUCUCUCUGGUAAACCUGUAUCCACAGUCUCUUCACAUAAUUCACGCGCUAAAGUCACCGGCAGGGGGGAACAUAUCCAUCACGGCUAUUUUCUUACUCCCUCCGACACCAAGGAAAGAGCGCAAGUCCAGUUGAUCGAACUUCUGCUCGAGAAGUCAGGAUUACCAACCGGAAGUUCCGUUCUUGAUGUCGGAUGCGGAAUUGGUGGAACCUCACGCCAUCUUGCCAAGGUACACGGUUGCAAUAUUCUCGGUGUGACGAUCAGUGGACGACAAGUUGAAAUUGCGCGAAAAUUGACUCUAGAAGCUGCUGGGGAAAAAUCAGAUACUCCUGAUACAGGGGCCCCUGUGAAGAUAGCCGAUGGAUCAGUUCGCAUCAUCGAAUUGGAUGCAGAGAAGAUGGGAGACUACUUUAGUACGGAGCCGAAUGUUACCAAGUUUGACUGUGUUUGGAUUUCGGAGGCUAUGAGCCAUCUACCGAAUAAAGAGUUGUUCUUCCGGAACGCAGCAUUGUUACUGAAUCCUGGAGGAAGGCUGGUUGUUGCGGAUUGGUUCAAGGAUGAAAACUUGACGGAAGCUCAGUUCAAGGCCGACAUCUCUCCCAUUGAAGAUGGCAUGCUUCUCCCACCUCUUUGCAGUCAGAUGGAUUACGUCCGCUUAGCAAACGGUGCAGGACUCAAGAUGUUCGCGGAGCCAUUCGACAUCAGUAAACAAGUCUCAAAGACAUGGGACAUCUCAUGGGCCCUCAUCCAGAAUCCCGCACUUUGGGCCUUUGCAGUGGCACAGGGUAGAGAUGGGCUUGCCUUCAUGCAAGCGUUCAGGGCUAUGAGACGGGGAUUCGCAAAUGGAACAUUCCGAUACGCUGUGAUGGCAUUUCAGAAAUGAGAUGGUGGCAUGAUACCAGAUCUUGCGUCGCUGAGAUCCGAUGACAUGCCGGCUGGCACGUGAUGCACCUUGAGAUUUCAUCUUAGACUACCUAAUGUCUCUACACUCAGCUUGUAGCACUUGAUACAUAUCUCAAUAGAUCAUAGAAAUCUUAUGGGAGUUUACGUGGUGCAUUAUAUGGGACCUCUACCCCGUGGCACAAAGUAUAUUCCCGUUGAUCCAGGGGAACAGAGCAGGGUCAACACAAGCAGACCAACCAAACCAAAACCCCUCCUCAUAUCAGUAAAUGUUCAGAGCAG
Messenger RNA from Cadophora gregata, 1773 nucleotides. RefSeq lists its product as uncharacterized. The coding region runs from base 566 to 1474 and encodes 302 amino acids. NCBI's taxonomy places the organism in Eukaryota, Fungi, Ascomycota, Leotiomycetes, Helotiales, Ploettnerulaceae. The transcript has 3 exons. The record is from RefSeq and is a predicted model, not a curated record. Gene Ontology annotation, biological process: methylation. Gene Ontology annotation, molecular function: methyltransferase activity.